Messenger RNA from Letharia columbiana, 1572 nucleotides. RefSeq lists its product as uncharacterized. Gene Ontology annotation, cellular component: mating projection tip. NCBI's taxonomy places the organism in Eukaryota, Fungi, Ascomycota, Lecanoromycetes, Lecanorales, Parmeliaceae. The transcript is spliced from 3 exons. Gene Ontology annotation, biological process: regulation of fungal-type cell wall biogenesis. The record is from RefSeq and is a predicted model, not a curated record. The coding region runs from base 1 to 1572 and encodes 523 amino acids.
AUGCCUUCCUUUGGAGGAAUGUUCCGCUCUUUUUGGCAUACAAUGAUCUCCAGUGACCGCCAUGCGUCCCACGACUCUCCCUACCGCACGGGCCAGCAUAUGCCUCUUAACCAAAGCCGUCAUGCUCCCCUUACAUCAGUGGCCACCAGCGCCGUAGAAUCUCGUCCAGACCUGAGCUCACCGUACGGCGAUGAUACCUCCGCGCAAUUUACGCCAGCUCUACAAAAUGGCGACGCACGCGCACCAGGCAGUCCUGGCGCGGGUCCUCUUCAGUCACCCACUUCUCCUUACUUGCCUGGCAUGCGGUCAAACAUGGCAUUAAAACGACAACAAUCAAACGAACCCAAUCCUUUCGACAGCGUAACACCGGGAGAAAUACAAAUGCAAAGCUUCCAAGAAGGCCUCCCCCCACCCCCACCAGCAGCCCAUUCUUGGAAAAAGAUUGAUCGAUGGGCUGAGGAGAAUUACGAAGAACUCUACGACCAGCUCUCUGAAGGAUGCACUCAGAAUGAUGUCAACGAGCUUGAGCAUGAGCUUGACUGCUCUUUACCCAUGGAAGUACGCGAAUCUCUACAAGUACAUGAUGGGCAAGAGAGAGGUGGGAGACCCACUGGCAUUAUCUUCGGCUGCAUGCUUCUCGACUGUGAGGAGAUUGUUCAAGAGUGGAAGAAUUGGCGGGUAGUCAAUGAGGAAUAUCUCACAAGCCCGUCAACCAAUCAGACGCAGUUCCCGCCAAAAGCCUUCGGUGGAGCAUCCUCAUCCUCGGUUUCAGCACCAAGCUAUUCAAAAGCUUACGCCCAUCCCGGAUGGAUUCCAUUGGCUCGUGAUUGGGGCGGUAAUAACCUUGCGGUCGAUCUUGCGCCCGGACCCGUUGGGAAAUGGGGUCAGAUCAUCAUCUUCGGCCGAGACUACGACUGCAAGUAUGUUGUUGCUCGAUCAUGGGCCGCUUUUCUCGCAACAGUAGCAGAUGACAUGAGUAGUGAAAAGGUUUUUGUCGACGAGGAGACACAGGAGCUUAAGCUUCGGGAAUUCAAGACCGCCACUGUCGAGCCAGCAUAUCUGAAUAUACUGCGCUGGAGAAUGGAUCAGAAGUAUGGUCGAAAGGGCCCUCGAAGAAGGCCGGGUUCUGGACCAGGUACCAACGCCAAUGGCACCGCUAAUACUGGAUCUCCGUACGGAAGUCCGACUGAAGAAAGAGGACGCUCACCACAAAGGUUUCCUCAUCGUGGGCCGACCCAUACUCAAAGUCCCCGUGGCGCUGUUGGAAAACCCAGCCCUCUGGCUCAAGUGACAGAAGAGAAUGCAGCACCAAAGAUUCACACUGGCGGUGACGCCAAUAGAGAUAUCUUUGCUCAGAACACUGCAGCUAGCGAGCGCAAUGGGAAUCUAGUCGAGAUUGGAAGUCCUACUGGCCCAAACGACGGCUAUAAACAAGCGCCUCUGGGCCAAGCGAUGGAGGCCGACAUGUCUGGUGUGCUAAGCAACGCGACGAACAAAGACAUACAGACCAAGUCAGCGCUAAAAGGCCUUGGGGUUGAUGGUGUCGAUGACAUGAAAAGCGUUGAAAUCUGA